AUGAGGUAUGUGUCAGAAUACGACUCCUGGCACGGGACAAACCUCAACACAAGUCAAGGUACAGCAGGGGUGGUGAAGGAGGUGGCAGAGGACCCUGUGUUAAGUCUGGUGACGACGAGGAGGCUAGCGAAGGACUGGCCGGUACUCAGAGAUGCUCCUGUACUCCACCACUGGCUAGAUGUGGUGGAGGGAGCGGCAGGGGCGGAGGUGGGGGUGGGCGUGGUGAUGAGGGAGGAAGACCUGGACGCCCACACUCACGCCCUCAUGCGCCUCCAACACGUCUACAACCUCCACGCCGCCCAUCUCGUGCAUCCUACACCCCACGGCCCAGCACUACGAGUGUCAGACGUGGUGAGCAUAGGCAUUGCGGCGUUGGACAACAGCAUGUACGGGCGUGCUGUAGAGUGGCUCAGUGCCGCCCUUCAGCACACCCACAGACAAGGUGGUGAUGGUGAUGGACAACACAAGUGGAAUAGCAUCAGACAAGACCGACAAACACAACAGCUUAAUAUACUGCUACAUCUCUCCACUGCUGUUCACGACCAUCAGCUGACCAAGGAGAACCACGACAACCACCCAGGCAACUACCCUCUACCUUUAUCACAGGUGCCACUGGAGGUACAGAAACAAGAGGAGAACAAGGUGUUGGAGUCCCAGGAGAUGGAGACCUCAGAUGUCAUCUCCUCCACACCCAGAGACAAACAAGUGUUAUCUCUCCUGUGUCGUGGCCACACCCUCCUGACAGCAUCAGAGUCAUCACAUCUGAAGUGCCAUGUUGGCAGUCGUGGCAGUCCGUGGUUGAGGUUGAUGCCUGUCAAGGUGGAGGAACACAGCCUUGACCCUGCCAUUCUCUCCUUCCACGACUUGUUCCUCCCCCACCAGCUGGCCGUCCUGCGUCAACUGUCCAGACCCCUGCUGGAACAGGCCCGGGUACAGGGAGCAGACAAGAGCCUAACGUACAUGUACAGGUCGUCGUACAAUGCCUGGCUCAGGGGUCCAACCCACCCUGUCGUCCGCGCUGUCAACCACAUGAUUGCAGCACUCACAGGUCUGGAGAUGGAUGAGGAUAAGGAGGAGGCUGAGCUUCUCCAGACCAACUUGUACGGUGCUGGCGGCCACUAUAUACCCCACAUGGACUUCCUCGCUCUCUACCGCUCACUGUGGGAAAGUGACAACCCCGUUGAAAAGUUGAUGAAAGAGUUCCCGAAUGGUGACCGCGUCGCUACCUUCAUGAUCUAUAUGAACAAGGUGGAAGAGGGCGGGAGGACAGCCUUCCCCCGUGUAGGUGUGAGUGUGGAGCCACGUGAGGGCAGUGCUGUGUUCUGGUACAACUUGCUACCAUCAGGGAAGGGAGACCUCCGCAUGCUUCAUGCCGCCUGCCCUGUCCUACGAGGAACCAAGUGGGUGAGCAACAAAUGGAUUAAACAUUACCCACAGAUGUACCACAGACCGUGUCUACCUCUUGCUGUAUAACUACCUUCAAGUUGACCAAUUCAGUCCUUGGGUUUGUGCUUCAUCAUGUUCAACUUGUACACUUGAUGAAUUACCAGUAUUGUACUGUACCAUUUUUCUCUUGGUUUAAUUAUAAAAAAUUUGAAGUACAGUGCAGUUGUGUAGUGACACAGUCACCUCAAUACUGUACCAGUAUUGUACUGUACAGUACUGCUCUUAGUUCAUGAAUUACAGGAAGUUGGCAUUAUGAACCUUUGUCAUGAAGUUUAUACCUCAAUAAAAACAUUAAGUAAAGAACAAA
Messenger RNA from Homarus americanus (American lobster), 1753 nucleotides. RefSeq names its product prolyl 4-hydroxylase subunit alpha-2-like. NCBI's taxonomy places the organism in Eukaryota, Metazoa, Arthropoda, Malacostraca, Decapoda, Nephropidae. Bases 1 to 1473 code for a protein of 490 amino acids. Gene Ontology annotation, molecular function: iron ion binding; procollagen-proline 4-dioxygenase activity; L-ascorbic acid binding. The transcript has 13 exons. Gene Ontology annotation, cellular component: endoplasmic reticulum. The record is from RefSeq and is a predicted model, not a curated record. Gene Ontology annotation, biological process: peptidyl-proline hydroxylation to 4-hydroxy-L-proline.